AUGUCUUUCAAUCCCACCUACUUCAUUCGCAGUGCUUCUCCCUACUUUUCUCCAUACUCUAGUAGCUUCGGCAGCUUCAGCAGCUCCUCGACUAGCGAAUCGCUUAGUCUCCUCGAUGAGCCCGAGAGAUCUAUCGAGCAUCUCAAUCAACUCCCCAGAUCGGAGCCUUCUGAGAAAGCAGCUUCGCCUCCACGUCGCUUCGUUCUUCCAGACACUGCGGUCACUACCGCUACACCAAUGACCCCUCUCCUCCCUCCCUACCAACCUCUCGAGAAAGGCAGCGCAGAGACCACCACACUUCAACCACCAAAGCAUUUCGCUGGAGAGGUCACCAAUCCCACCAGCCAAGACCACUCAGCACUCCGCACUCAAGCUCCUAUCGCCAUAACCCUAACUUCUCCCUACGAUUUUUACUACCCCUCUCAACCCCCCACCCCAUUUCCUCUCACCCUCGACCCCAAACUAUUCAUCACUCUCCAGCCACACAACUACCCAGAGCUCAUUCUCCCCCAACUUCGCGAUCUUAUCCUCAACAUCGAGUAUACAAUGGAUACACACUUGAUGAGACAACUCCCCAACAUACGCUCCCUCCUCCGCUUCCUCUCCUCCUUCCCUGACUUCGGCCUCAUAACCACUAACCUCCCUGCGUUCCAAGCACAGAUAGGAACUCACUUCACCACCGCUGACACACGGGAAGAACAGUAUUUCGCCGUCAAGCCCGAGCCGGAAUUAAAAAUGAUCUUAAGAAUCUUCGAUGAGCGCUACACUGAUAAGUUUCCCCGUCGAGCAGCCUGUCUUAUUUAUCCAGAUGACUUUGAGCAUCAACCUGCUGGAGAAAAGGAUACUGAGGAACCGGCUUGUCGCUUUCCGGAUCCGGAUAAAGGGGGUGUGGAUAUGGAUACCGGGGCUUCUGCGCUGGUUUAUAGACAGGGAUGGGGUGGGAAGACGAAGUAUGUUGUCACUGCUUCUUUUGCGGGGGAUGUGGGAGUACAGUAUCCAGAGUAUCACUUUUGA
Messenger RNA from Botrytis byssoidea, 1014 nucleotides. RefSeq lists its product as uncharacterized. Bases 1 to 1014 code for a protein of 337 amino acids. The record is from RefSeq and is a predicted model, not a curated record. Lineage: Eukaryota; Fungi; Ascomycota; Leotiomycetes; Helotiales; Sclerotiniaceae. The transcript has 2 exons.